UGCGUGCGCUGCAGCCUCUGAGUGAGCACUAGCCUGUGGAGAUUGGAGAAGAGGGAGUCCAGUGUGUGCGAGAGGGACAGUCAGUCAGGCUCCAGGCUCGGGUUCUGUUAGGUUCAGGCCAGCAGAGACGCACCGCUUACUCUGUACUCCGACCGGGACUCUCGAUUAUCCCUAAAGCAGAAGGCUUACAUUAUCAGGCUGAAUCCCUACCAUGCUACAUUCAUAUUUCAGGAUUUAAGGUCUCACUGCAGCUGCCGCCGGCUGAUAUUAACUUGGAAUGCCUGCAGCGUCUCUGAAGACUCACCUGUGGAUCCUGUGCUCAGGCGAGCAGAGCCACUUUUGAUGAGAUUGUGGAAGGACCACACUGUCAACCAGAGGUAAACUGAAGUUGGCCAGAAUGUUCUGGGCAUGAUCUGUCUAGAGCAUCCAGUGCCAAAAAACAAGAAGCCACCUUCAACAAGUCCAAAACCCAAAACCUUUUCUGCACGGGAUCAGGAGAUAAGGACUCAGAGAGGGUAGAGAAGGGGUGUAGAGGUGUUGGGCAGGGGGCCGCUGGUGCAUGUGGGGGCAGUGCACAUCUUUUGCUGAAGAGUGGAAGCCCACCUCGCCCAUGCCGUCCCCUGCCCAACCCAGUCUCACCUCCCUCUGCAAUGGUGACAUGAGCGCAUACAUUAAGGAGAAGCCCGUUUUCAACCCAUCUAUUUCGUCUCUUUGGAAAAACCAUACAAUAGACUUGUAGAUAGAGUACUGUGUCUAUCCUGAUUGGUGUGGUCGCAAGGUGAUGAUGCUGAUGUGUGGACGUUUGAGGCGGCUCUUCCGUCAGCUCACGCUGCAGACCAGCCUGCUGCUGCUCUUCAUUUUCUGCAUGGUCAGUGUCCUCAUCUCAGCCUAUUUCUUGUAUGGUGUUAAACGGGAGCUCGAACCCGCAGGUGUUGGAGGUGUGGGGGUCCCGGAAGAAGGUACUGCCGAUUGGGAAGAUCCCCGGGCAACUCCUUCCCCUCCAUCAGCAAGGGUUCUACCUGCCAGAACCGCCAAGCCAGCAGACAUGUCUCGAACAGACCCUGUGGUACUGGUGUUCGUGGAGAGCUUGUAUUCCCAGUUGGGCCAGGACAUCGUGGCCAUCUUGGAAUCUGGGAGAUUUCGGUACCAGACCGAGAUUGCACCUGGGAAGGGCGAUAUGCCCACACUCACGGACAAGAACCGGGGUCGAUUUACGCUUGUCAUCUACGAGAACAUCCUCAAGUAUGUCAACCUGGAUGCUUGGAACAGAGAGUUGCUGGACAAGUACUGUGUGGAGUAUGGCGUUGGCAUCAUCGGGUUUUUCAAGGCUAAUGAGAACAGUUUGCAGAGUGCCCAGCUGAAGGGCUUUCCUCUCUUCCUGCACUCCAAUCUGGGUUUAAGAGACUGCAGCGUCAAUCCCAAGUCUCCACUGCUGCUCAUCACCAAGGCCCGGGAGGUGGAGCAUGGUCCCUUACCUGGAGACGACUGGACGGUCUUUCAGUCUAACCAUACCACUUAUGAGCCUGUGCUGUUAGCUCGGGGACGGAGUACAGAGGCCAGUGGAGCUCCUGGACUCCUUCAUGCAGCUGUGGUUCAGGAUUUAGGUCUUCAUGAUGGCAUCCAGCGGGUACUCUUUGGCAACAACCUGAACUUUUGGCUGCACAAACUUGUACUGGUGGAUGCAGUGAGUUUCUUGACUGGCAAACGUCUCUCGCUGGCACUUGAGCGAUACAUACUGGUGGAUAUCGAUGACAUCUUUGUUGGGAAGGAGGGCACAAGGAUGAAGGUCUCUGACGUCAAGGCCCUACUGGAGACGCAGAACGAACUCCGAACCCAUGUUCCCAAUUUCACCUUUAACUUGGGAUUCUCUGGAAAGUUCUUCCAUGCUGGCACAGAUGAGGAGGAUCUUGGAGAUGACCUGCUUCUGUCCUACAGUAAGGAGUUUUGGUGGUUCCCCCACAUGUGGAGUCACAUGCAGCCACAUCUCUUCCACAACCAGUCCGUGCUAGCAGAACAAAUGCUGCUCAACCGAAAGUUUGCAGAGAUCAGCAUCUUCAUGACCCACCUGUCCAACUACGGGAAUGACCGUCUUGGCCUGUACACCUUCAAGAACCUGGUGAAGUUCAUACAGAUGUGGACCAACCUGAAACUGCAGACUCUCCCGCCUGUACAGCUGGCGCAGAGAUAUUUCCAAAUCUUCCCUGAGGAGAGGGACCCCAUCUGGCAGUUUGAUGAACCUCAUCUCUUUCACCAAACCUCUGAAGACACAGACACCUUUUUCCGCAGCCAUCCAACUGCAGUGUGGAGGUCUUUUGUUAUCCUUGGAACUACUGCUCUUUAUCUGUUCCUGGGCAUGCAUCCCGAUUUGACCAGUAACUACCCCAGUAAGGAGACCUUUGAAGAAAUCCAGUUCUUCAAUGGCCGAAACUACCACAAAGGCAUUGACUGGUACAUGGAGUAUUUCCCUCUACCCUCCAACACUAGCUCAGAUUUCUACUUUGAGAAAAGUGCCAACUACUUCGACUCAGAGGUCGCGGCCCGGCGAGCAGCUGCUCUUCUGCCCAAAGCCAAAAUCAUCACCAUCCUUAUCAACCCGGCUGACAGAGCAUAUUCCUGGUAUCAGCACCAGAGGGCUCAUGAUGAUCCUGUGGCUCAGAAAUAUACAUUCCAUGAUGUCAUCACUGCUGGCCGGGACAUGCCCAUCAAACUGAGAGUCCUGCAGAGCCGUAGUUUAGUGCCCGGACUUUACGCCACACACCUACAGCGCUGGCUCACACACUAUCACCCCAGUCAGAUCCUGGUCCUGGAUGGACAGAUGCUGAGGACAGAACCAGCUUUAGUGAUGGACAAAAUCCAGAAGUUUCUAGGCCUGACAAAUACGCUCAACUACCACAAGAUCCUUGCGUUCGAUCCGAAGAAGGGCUUCUGGUGCCAGCUGCUAGAUGGAGGGAAGACCAAAUGCCUGGGGAAGAGUAAAGGGAGGCGAUAUCCUGACAUGGACGUUGAUUCCCGGAUCUUCCUGAGAGAGUAUUAUCAUGAGCACAACAUUGAGCUCUCCAAGCUGCUGUACAAAAUGGGCCAGCCGCUGCCUAGCUGGCUUAGGGAAGAGUUGCUCCACAGCAGGUAACCUGAAGAGGGGGGUGGGGACACAAUGGUCAGACUCGGACACCCCUCUUUCUGCUCUUGAGGGGACUCACCCUCUUGUCCACCCCUGUAAGCUACUGGCCACGGUGGUUUGUCAAGCCUCCAGCGGCUUUGUGGACCUUCAGUUCAGAGAACUGAGCUUCUAGAGGACAAGACAAAGAGGUAGCGAACGAUGCGCUUAGGUGCACUAGUGGCUCUGUUCCAUUUUGGAGAACAGUGAUGUGCCCAGGACAUAGCCCUGGGGUACACCCGCUACAAUCCUUGGCUCGAACAUGGGAUCACAACGAAGGCUUCCAAAAGACAUUCUACUUGUCUGGAGUGUUGAAGUACCAGGGAGACAUAAUGUCAGAACAAAUGGACAUGCAAUAUGGGAGAGGAGGGCAUAUAUUUCUAUUGGCGGAGCUGUAGGACAUACACACAAGUCCGCAAGAGAUAAUUAAGUGCCAGGGUGGUACCUUAAAGUCAGACUUUCUUUGUUUUCUUGGUUAAAUAUUCUUUUAACACUCAUUUCAUGUGUUGUGUUGCACAACACAAGGCUGUUUGCCUUGUAGUUUCAUUCUUCUGUUUUAAACGGUUUUUAUUUCAUAGGAUAUUGAGCCCAUUCAUUACAGCUGCACCCUCCGGGCUUAAAAUGUGACAUUUAAAGGUGAAAUUUCAUUAUGAUGUAUUUAUGGCUAUUAGUUGCAAAUCCACAGGACAGCUUAAUAAUGCGUGACAAAUUGUGGUACUAAAACACAGAUAAGCUACAUCCAUAAUCAAUGUGACUGUAAAUAUGAAACUGUAAAAAAGCUGGGUAUGUUUUUGGCCCGUUGUAUGUGCAGUAACUGCCUUAAUGCAACUUUAUCAAGCCAAUUAUGGAUAAUUCACUAAAGUAUACAAGCUGAUGUGUUUUGACAGGCCUCGAGGGGCUGAUCUUUUUAAUCUUAAUUCGAAUGAUGAAUGUCGAGAACUG
Sinocyclocheilus grahami is the source of this 4096-nucleotide messenger RNA. Its product is annotated as bifunctional heparan sulfate N-deacetylase/N-sulfotransferase 1-like. Gene Ontology annotation, molecular function: deacetylase activity; hydrolase activity; heparan sulfate N-sulfotransferase activity. Gene Ontology annotation, cellular component: Golgi apparatus. The transcript is spliced from 14 exons. The record is from RefSeq and is a predicted model, not a curated record. The coding region runs from base 782 to 3127 and encodes 781 amino acids. NCBI's taxonomy places the organism in Eukaryota, Metazoa, Chordata, Actinopteri, Cypriniformes, Cyprinidae.